AUGGAAACAGAGAAAACAUCGAUCCGCAAAUUGCUUGGAAAAUUAAGCGGGCAGCCCGACUCGUAUCUGCGGAAGGGCAACUACACCUUUGGCAGAACUUUAGGUGCUGGGUCUUUCGGAUUGGUGCGUUAUGCACGGGAUAACAGUACCGGCGAAGACGUCGCCGUUAAGAUCAUCAUUAAGAAGGCAUUGAAGGGCAAUGCGCAGUUGGUCAUUGAUGAAUUGCAGCUACUCCAAGAGCUUCACCAUCCGCACAUCGUCGGCUUUCGCGAUUGGUUUGAGUCUAGAGAUAAGUUCUAUAUUGUUACUCAAUUGGCUACUGGAGGCGAGCUUUUUGACCGGAUUGUGCAACAGGGGCGUUUCACUGAACACGAUGCGUCGGUGGUAAUUUUACAGAUUCUCGAGGCAAUUCUGUACUUGCACAAACACAACAUUGUGCAUCGUGACGUGAAGCCCGAAAAUGUGUUGUACCUCAACGAGCUGCAGGACUCCAAUGUAGUUUUGGCCGAUUUUGGUAUUGCCAAGAGACUUCAGGGGCCAGACGACAAACUCACCUCCAGUGCUGGCUCUUUCGGUUAUGCCGCUCCUGAAGUGGUCCAGGGCUUAGAGCAUGGCAAGCCUUGCGAUAUAUGGUCGCUCGGUGUGGUCACAUACACAAUAUUGUGUGGCUAUUCGCCUUUCAGGGCCGAAGACGUCACUGACUUUAUCGCUGAGGUGCGCAAUAACAACGCGGUGGUGUUCCAUGCAGAGUACUGGAAGGAUGUUUCCAAGGAUGCAAGAAGAUUCAUCAUCAAGGCAUUGCAAUUUGACCCAGAGAAACGUUCAACGGCUGAUGAGCUCUUGAACGACCCGUGGCUCGUCCAUGUAGCUGCCACCCACAAGGAGGCAGAUUUGUUGCCGAACUUGAAGGAACACUUCAAUGGUAAAUUGAAGUUCCGCCAAGUGAUUGAGAUGGUUAAAUUGUCCAACAGAAUUAAGAAACUCAGAGCCCUCCAGUCACAUGAAGAUGAUGAUCCUCACGAAAUUGACUUGUUUGGAGAGAAUGGUGUCAUCUCAGAUUCAGACCUCCCGGCCGACGAAGGAGACAGUAAAUCGGUCGAUACCAGCACCAUCAACAAGUAUGGAGUAAAAUCACCUUUGCUGUCGUGGGGCAAGUUCAGUAGUGCGUUGCAUGAUCUAGCUGCUAGAGAUGGUUCCAAGAGCUCCGUAUCGUCACUUAGCAACCUUGAUGCAAAGCCAAAGGGCUCUGCUACAAGUGCUUUCCAGCAAUUGGUGAAAGCCGCCACGGAGAACAAGGAUAGGGUCAUCCAGUAUGAUGAGAACAUCCAGAAGGAGGGAAAGGCUAAAGAAGGGCCUGUUCUGAAAUAA
This is a messenger RNA of Australozyma saopauloensis, 1368 nucleotides long. It is a transcript of the gene CMK2, whose product is annotated as calmodulin-dependent protein kinase. Gene Ontology annotation, biological process: cellular response to oxidative stress; protein phosphorylation. The transcript has a single exon. Bases 1 to 1368 code for a protein of 455 amino acids. The record is from RefSeq and is a predicted model, not a curated record. Lineage: Eukaryota; Fungi; Ascomycota; Pichiomycetes; Serinales; Metschnikowiaceae. Gene Ontology annotation, molecular function: ATP binding; calcium/calmodulin-dependent protein kinase activity.